This is a messenger RNA of Trifolium pratense (red clover), 1499 nucleotides long. Its product is annotated as shikimate kinase 1, chloroplastic-like. Lineage: Eukaryota; Viridiplantae; Streptophyta; Magnoliopsida; Fabales; Fabaceae. Gene Ontology annotation, molecular function: shikimate kinase activity. The coding region runs from base 278 to 1129 and encodes 283 amino acids. The record is from RefSeq and is a predicted model, not a curated record. The transcript is spliced from 11 exons. Gene Ontology annotation, cellular component: chloroplast.
AAUUUCUGGUCACCAGAUUAUUUGGAAAAAAAAUAAAAAAUUAUGAAAGAAAUAAAAUAAAAUAAAAAUGGACUUCCAACAAAAGAAGUAGCAAGCAGUAAUACUUGUGGGCACAACAACACACAAGAGCAUUAAAAUAAACAAAUUUACACUCUCAAAAUCAUUUUUCAAAUAUCAUCUUCAAUCUUCAUCCAAUUAGAUUUUGUUUCCACUCCAUUACUCUUCUUCUUUCAUUUCUCAAAUCCACAACAAUAAAUAAAUUACCAGUUCUGCUGUAAUGGAUGCUAAAGCUGUUCAAACGUUGAAUCUGCCGGGUUUGACCCGACCGGAAAAGUUUGUGACAAGAACCGGUUGCUCUUUCACUCGAACCGCUAAACCGGAAAAGCUUCAGAUGACUCGGCGGAGGGUGGUUCUUGCUUGUUCUUAUAACAAUGUUCCAGCUUCGAUAUUGGAAUCUGAAGGCCAUAAGUUUCCCCUUGAGGAAGAGUUGAUUCUGAAGAAUAGAUUGCAACAGAUCCAACCGUAUUUAAAUGGACGCUGUGUAUAUGUUGUUGGAAUGAUGGGCUCUGGGAAGACAACUGUCGGAAAGAUUAUGUCACAAGCGCUUAGCUAUUCAUUUUGUGAUUGUGAUACAUUGAUUGAGGAAGAGGUUGACGGACACUCUGUAGCUGAUAUAUUCAAGCUCUACGGAGAAUCUUUCUUUCGUGAUAAGGAGACUGAGGCAUUGAAUAAGCUGUCCCUGAUGAAUAAACUUGUCAUUUCUACUGGUGGAGGUGCUGUUGUGAGGCCCAUUAAUUGGAAAUAUAUGCACAAGGGGGUUAGUGUUUGGUUGGAUGUACCGGUGGAAGCAUUGGCAAAAAGAAUUGCAGCUGUAGGAACUGGUUCUCGCCCUCUUCUACAUGAUGAAGCAGGGGAUGCGUACACAGCGGCUUUGAUGCGUUUGUCUGCUCUUUUUGAAGAGAGAGGUGAAUUCUAUGCUAACGCCAAUGCCAGAGUCUCAUUAGAAAAUAUAGCAAUAAAACUGGGCCGAAGAGAUGCAUCCGAUUUGUCUCCAACUGAUAUUGCAAUUGAGGCGCUAGAGCAAAUUGGCAACUUUUUAAAGGCUGACAAUGGUGGUUAUGCAAGAUAAUAGUAUGAUAUUUGGCGCAAGCAUGUUUUGAUCGUUUAUAUUUUUUUUCCUCUUCCAUUUGCAGUUUGCAAUUAAGGCCAUGCUGUUGUGCAGUAUUUUUUUGAAGUGUGAAAAUAAAAAUGAAAAUAAAUGUAACAUGGCACAUGUUUAUGCAUAAUUUGUGUUGGCAAUUAAGCGGCAUUUGACAGCCACUAGGUUUUGUUUAUUGUUGAUGAUGUACAGUAUAUACUAUAUAUUCUGGUUGUUAAAGUUUUUGCUGUAAACAUUGUUUGGUUGAUCAGUUAAUGUGUGACUGACUUCCUGCAAGAGAUUGUAUGUUGUAAAGUGAUACUGUAUAUCUUCUAUUUAGGUCUCCCAUGGGUCUUCUUAA